Molecule: messenger RNA, 756 nt
Organism: Cantharellus anzutake
Lineage: Eukaryota; Fungi; Basidiomycota; Agaricomycetes; Cantharellales; Hydnaceae
Exons: 3
Coding region: 202-732 (176 amino acids)
Source: RefSeq, a predicted model, not a curated record
AUCCGCUCAGCGAAAUCUGGAAGUGACUGGACAAGGAACGAGCUAGCUGCUUACCACAUCGAGUGCCAUCGCGAAGAACCGCUCGCGUUUUUCGGUGUUCAGGCCUUACCGCAGCCACUUGUUGACCCUGAGCUCCUCACUUCCCUCGAUGCAGCACAAGCAGCCGAUGAUCGGAACGCUGAGCUUCUCAAUCUUUUAGAUAUGGCGAAUGCACCCCGCUCGGGCGAAUCUGCGGUUGACGAUUUUGCGGCUGGGCUGUUCAGGGCCCUCGGUUACGCUAGACGCAACCGAGUCGUUCACACGCGAAAAACCGAUGUCUGCAUAAUAGAUCGUGAUCAAAACGAUAUUCUUUUGCUCGUUCAGGAGGACAAACGUUACGAGGAAGGUGACGGCGCAGACCCUGAAGCGCAGCUAAUCGCAGAAGCUAUAGCCGCAUUCGACACCAACAACAAGCAGAGAGUCAGAGCCGAUCUGGAUUCACUUGACGAAAAGAUAAUGCCUGGCAUCACGAUGAUGGGCACGGCGCCGACAUUCUACAAGAUCCCCGUCACAAAUGAUUUGCAACAGCAUGUGGCUCAGGGCACUUACCCCCCCAACCCCACCUGCGUCAUGUUCUGUCAGCCACCGGUACCUCGACCUGCUCGCCGGUAUAGUGAGGGAAUGAAGCCCCUCGAUAACAGGUGUCAGAUCCUUAGUUGUUACGAGGCUUUCAAGACCAUUAUUGGAAUCUGAUCUCACACUGUUUCAGGAACACAU